GGUGCGGAUUCAAAGAUGGCGGAAGAGGAGAGCCAGUUUGAAGAAUUUGAGCAAAUAGACUUUUUAAGAGAUCGACAUGUUCGGUUCUUCCAGAGAACACUGCAGGUGUUACCCGAGCGGUACGCCUCGCUCGAAACAACCAGGUUAACUAUCAUAUUCUUUGCCCUGUCUGGCCUGGAUGUGUUGGACGCUCUGGAUGUGAUCGAUAGAAACGUCAUGAUUGAGUGGAUCUACUCGCUUCAGGUUUUGCCCACAGAGGAUCAGUCUAACCUAAGUCGUUGUGGGUUUCGAGGAUCGUCCCAUAUUGGAAUUCCUUACAGCACUAAGGGUCCAGGUGUGCUCCAUCCAUACGACAGUGGCCAUGUAGCCAUGACUUACACUGGGCUGUGCUCCCUGCUGAUACUGGGAGACGACCUGAGCAGGGUGAACAAGCAGGCUUGUCUAGCUGGUCUAAGAGCACUGCAGCUGGAGGAUGGCAGUUUCUACGCAGUGCCAGAGGGAAGUGAAAAUGACAUACGGUUUAUCUAUUGUGCAGCCAGUAUCUGUUACAUGCUGGAUGACUGGUCAGGCAUGGACAUCCAAAAGGCCAUCGAGUACAUCAGGGGAAGUUUGUCGUACGACAGCGGGUUUGGCCAGGGAGCUGGGCGAGAGUCACACGGUGGCUGGACUUACUGUUCCAUAGCCUCUCUGUGCCUGAUGGGUCGCCUGGAGGAGGCGCUGAGUCAGCGGGAGCUGGACAGGAUCCGGCGCUGGUGCAUCAUGAGGCAGCAGACCGGCUUCCAUGGGCGGCCCAACAAACCUGUAGACACAUGCUACUCCUUUUGGGUUGGAGCUACGCUGGAGCUCUUAGAUGUGUUCCAGUACACAAACUUUGACAAGAACAGGAGCUUCAUCCUCUCCACGCAGGAUCGGUUGGUGGGGGGAUUCGCCAAGUGGCCGGACAGCCAUCCAGACCCCCUCCAUGCUUACUUAGGGCUGUGCGGUCUGUCUCUGAUCGGAGAGCCCAGCCUGAGGAAGGUCCACCCAGCUCUUAACAUCACCCAGAGAGCCUUUCAGCACCUCCAGCAGCUGCAGCAGACGUGGAGAGACAGCACGGGCAGCUGCAGCAGACAGCUCUGACAGCAGGAUCGUCCACGGCUCUGUCUCUGAACAGGUUCAGUCAUCAGGAACACCUAACAGUAGUCUGUGAGAGGCCACUGGAAACUGCUGUUUUGUCUUAGAAACUGUUGGUCACUCAUCUGAGAGACCUCCUCAUUUCAGGAAGGUUUGAAAGACUUACAUGGAGCGGUCUGUGUAAAGUGACUUUUUCUCUUUGUCGAGCAGUAUAAGUCACUCUUCUUUCUUUUUUUUUUGCUGCCUUUUUAUGAGUAGACUGUAGGGAAUGACAGUGUUCAUUGUGAUUUGUUGCAGUUUAAAACAUGUGCCAGAAAGUCAAAUUUGAGCUGCUAGAAUCUUGAAAAUAUUCCAGAUGCCUCAACUUUGCGAAGUCCUUUUGGAUAAUGAAGCGAUGAAGCUUUAUUGCACCUUAGCCUCAUCAUCAUCAUAGUGGACAACACAAUCUGCUGUAAACCAUCCUAUCCAGGGAUGAACCACCAAGCAAAGGCAUCAGAAACAACCUCAGAGUACUGGUGAAAACGGUCUGAGUAGAGACACUAAGGCGUUGCUAGCUGUCUGCUUGCUAUCUGAAUUAUGUCCCGUUUUGCAGAUAAACGUUUGCGAAAAAAGGAUCGUUUAACUUUUAAUGAAUACCCCUGCAUUCUCAGAUACCAAACACUCUGUUGCCUUUUCCUCCCUGUACCUUACAUCUUGCAUCUCUGCUUUCCUAACAUCUCAAUCCUUCCCCUGAAAACCUCCUCAAAGCCUCAAAGCUCUCCAGUCCCACAGGUGUGAUUCAUGCCUGGCAGGUAGACUCUCUCUCUUCAGCUCUCUGCAGGUUCACCACUUGAGGGUUUUGUUCAGCGAUCAACUGAGAUUUGAAAUCAGAAUCGAGCUGCUGGGGUGAAAUGAAUGGAAAAUGCAGCACAGCGCCGACAACCGCCUUAAGGGUCAGAGCUAUGAUUCAGAAAAUAAAAUUAAGAGCGCCCUAGAAAGAAGAUUAAACAAUGACUUUAGCUACGGGCGUUAUCUUUUAAGAUCGCAGAUAGCAUGCCGUUCGCAGCUUUCUCAAGGCAAACAGAUAAGAUUCAGCGUCUUAAGGGCAGAAGGGGAAAAUUCCUUCUUUCUUGCGGGGUAUUUCCCUUCUGUUUAAUCCACUGAUCCCCUCUCGACAUCCCCUGACUCCUGAACCCUGAACUGAUCUGAGCAGCUCCUCCUUCACCAGUUUUCCAUCCUCCCUUUAAGGCACCGUGCAGCCUGCAAAUCAAUAAGACAAAAGAUGAAACAAGUGACGUCAUAACUAGGAGAUGUGUAUUCUUUAGAACGGCACUGAGAGCUGACUUGUUGUUCUGGUAAAAGAAAGGACGCAGGGCAAAAACAAAGAACAAUGCACACGAGCAGACUGUGCCACAGAAACAAUCUGACGUGUUUGUCACUUCCUGUUGAGUCCAUAUAAUGUCGACUUCCAACAAAGAGCGAGGUUUGGACACCUGGACUCUCUGUUGCAUUACCCAUUGUCUACACAAAUGAUCAUACAUUCGACCUUCAGCCUUCUUUUCCUUAAGCUGUGCUGAAGAGAGGAAGUGAAAUCAUAAGAUCCCAACAUGAGACGUGGUGUGGAAACUGCAGGAUAACUCCUGAUACAACAUCCAUUAUCAUGAAAAUAUCCUGACACAGCUGUUUCACCUCUGAUCAUCCUUUAACUUCCCUUCACUGCCACGUUAUCCCUCUUUCAAAUUCUUCUUUUAUCCUGCCUUUUUCUUCAUCUUUGCCCAUAUAUUAUUCCAUAAUCUGUUCCAUGAGUCUGGAUGACAUUAUAUUGCCAUAUUGCUAUUUUGUCCCAACCCUAAAAAAAGGCAAAUUAAAUAGUGUAAAUGUCAACCUGCUCCACAUGCCCUCAGAGCUCUGAUCCUUGCUAUUCCAGCUUCACAGGUUCCUGCAGCCUCCCUGCUGAAGCCACACCCUUUUUGAUUAUAAGGCUGCUUUCCACAGCGAACACCUGCUCCCUGAGAUGGAGAGCGAGGCAGAAAUAGUGGUCUGUCAACACCUUACCUGCAGGGGGGAAUCUACUGUGUGUAGCACCAGCUCUGACUAGAUAUAAAAAUAGUAUCCACCUCUGUGUUUCUCUCCGCCAUGUUUGAAAUGAACCUGGCCUCGUCCCUCUCCCCGCCAACUUGACCUGGAUUUUUAUGUGUAGAAAGCAGAGCAGGGAGACAGAGGAAAGGAGAGAAGUGGGGAGGGGAGGUGACUAAAUAAAUAAUACGUCCCAUCUAUUAUUGAAAGUAAAGCGUCGGAGGCUUCUGUGUCCUCUCUGAACCUUGACCAAAGCUGUUGUUCAGCUUUGUUUUGGUGCAGGAACAAUAGCUUUGUGUUCAGCUGUGUCCUAUAGUGCUACAUUGUUUUAACUCUGAGUCUGUUUUUGCCUCAGACACAGUUCUGCUCUUGCUGACUUCUACCUUGCCAUUUUUGUUACAAACAUUUUGUGACUUUCAGCAUUAGAUUUCAUAUGUUUUACAUGUGUUUUUUCAUUUUUUCCAUUUUUUUUAAUUGACAAAGGCAAUUCACUUUUAAUUAAAAAAUCUAAUCACGGCUCUGGAGAAAUUUAGAGACCACUGACAAAAUAUGUAUUUCUCUGGUACUUCUAUUUAGAGGUUUGCUUGAAUGAAAUUAACUUGUUUUGUUUAAUGUUAUACCACAUUUCUCCCUACUUCGAAAUAAGAUGUACUGAAGGCAUUGCAUUUUGAGAAAAUGGAAACUUUAUUAAGAAAACAAAAUGAUGCAGUAUUUUUCAGACGGCAAGUAAUGCAACAAAAACUGGUUUCUUUUAAAUUUUUAAAGUGCAGAUUAUUAAUGUUUCAACUUAGAAAGAGUUCACUUAGGAGCACUGGAUAGUCGAAGAUAGUAGAAGGUCAUGUGGUACGCCCAGUGCAUGGAGGCUACAGUCCUCGUCGCAGCAGCCGUGGGUUCGAAUCCGACCUCGGCGCUUUGCUGCACGUCAUCCCCCACUCUCUCUCUUCCCAAGAUUUUCCUUCUCUCUUUUGCUGUCGUGUCUCAUUAAAGCAAAAAUGGCCAAAAAAUAACUUGAAGGAGUUCACUAAUGCAUUGUGUAGAACCAGAGGGAAACAUACUUCUGCAGUGGUCUCUCCUUUUUUCUUUUUUUUUUUUUUCAGAGUUGUAUGUUCUAGUUUAUCCCCUUCUGGUUGAAUAUUUACAAAAUAUCCUAAAUCUGAGAAGUCCUAAGUCAGAAACGCACCUAAAGAAAGUGAUUGUGUCUCCAGUGCAUCUCCUGAAAUGACCACUUUUACAGCUGCCUUCUGUUUGGAUCUCUCUGUGUUUAAAGAAGGACAAAUACUCCCGAAAACUUAAACUCUGAAAAAAUGUGCCUCAUGUAACUUUUGUUCUGGGUCACCGCUCUCUUGAUGCUCCUCUACGUGAACAGCAUGCCUAAAAUGGGCAUAGCUUUGCUGUUUCUGUUCUGUAAAGAAAAGCACCAAAAAUAUGUGCUCUCUACAUGGAACAGAGUGAAGGCAUAUUUUGAAACUUGACUUUCCCUCUGCCUGGCUUUGCAGGGUCCUCUUAUCCAAUCAGACGAAGGCUUACUGAUUGAGGUCAUUUUACCUGCGCGUCUGAUCGUUGACGUUUAUUCCAGAAGGAGAGAAUAAUUCAUUUAGGCCGAAGCCAUAACUGCUUACUCGACUUUAAACGGGAUGACAGAUUUGAUGGACGAAGCUGCUUCUUUCUGCAGAGUUUUAUAUCACUUCUCACUUUUGCUACGUUACGCUGUAGUUGGCGCUCUCGGUCCGAACAGCAUGAAAAGACGGGACGAGGCUUUGCGCUUUUAAGCAGACUGCUGGAAAAGCCGCCUGGAUGCUGAAUAGAUGUAAAGAAUCAUGAUUUUCUUUUGACAUGCAGCUGAAAUGCUACAAAAUGGGCAAUUUGAACCUUUGCUUCGUCAUCAUUAAACAUACAUAAUGCAAUAUUGAAUAAUGUAACAAUACAUGUAACGGAAUUUAUUUUUUCUAUGCUUUGUAGAAAUAUUGAGUGUAGAUAAAUAUGUAAAUGUCUUUAAAUAUGUGACUUCUUUUGUGCAAGUGCUCAAGAUCAAAUCAUGUUUACAGGUACAGCUUUGAGAUGGUUAGAGGAGUUUGAAGAGCAAACGUUUAAUGUAUUCUAUUACUUCAGCUUCCAGUUUGAGGAGAGUGAUCUGGAUUUAAGCUUGGUGGUGCAUGCUGUAUAUAUGUUGAAUAAAAAGGCAUACUAACUUUUACAAUU
Messenger RNA from Labrus bergylta (ballan wrasse), 5367 nucleotides. RefSeq names its product protein geranylgeranyltransferase type I, beta subunit (gene pggt1b). Gene Ontology annotation, cellular component: CAAX-protein geranylgeranyltransferase complex. Lineage: Eukaryota; Metazoa; Chordata; Actinopteri; Labriformes; Labridae. Gene Ontology annotation, molecular function: CAAX-protein geranylgeranyltransferase activity. Gene Ontology annotation, biological process: protein geranylgeranylation. The record is from RefSeq and is a predicted model, not a curated record.